UUCUGCGAGCACGCGGAAGUGUAGCACAAGGCAGAAACCACGUGCAAACCACCACGUGGUCCCGAAGUGGUUUCUGUCAACAUUGAAGAGAAACCUGGCUAGCCACCAACUUGAGUUAAAAACCAAUGCAGUGAGCCAUUUACAGGAAAACUAUUGCUGUCGGAAUGGCAUCAGAAGCAAAAAGACCUAAGGUGGACGGAGGUUCGACCUCAGAAGGCUCCUCGGGUGAUCCUCUGGAGAACUUCUUGCGCUGGUGCGAGAAAGUAGGUCUGACGCUGAGUGACAAGGUUUACCUGAGCAGAGAGGGCACGGCUGCGGAGUAUGGCAUGCUGGCUAGCAGGGACAUCGAGGAGGGAGAGGUCAUCUUCUCCAUUCCCCGGACCGCCGUCCUGUUCCAGAGCACCACCAAGGUCAAAGCUGUUCUGGAGGAAGGUAAGACAUCUCUGGAGAGUGUGUCUGGAUGGGUCUCUCUCCUGAUGGCUUUGAUGUGGGAGUACACCUCUCCCGAAUCCUACUGGGGACCCUACCUGUCCCUGUGGCCUGACCUAAAGGCCCUGGACCACCCCAUGUUCUGGUCCGAGCAGGAGCGGGAGCGGCUGCUCCAGGGAACAGGGAUUCCCGAGGCAGUGGACAAGGACCUCGCCAACAUCGGGAGGGAAUACAGCGACAUCGUCCUGCCCUUCAUACGCCUGCACCCCGACCUGUGGGACCCUGAGAAGCACACGCUGGAGCUCUACACCAGCCUGGUGGCCUUCGUCAUGGCCUACAGUUUUCAGGAGCCUCUUACAGAUGAUGAGGAGGACGAUGAGAAGGAGCCAAACUUCCCCAUGAUGGUGCCAAUGGCCGACAUGCUGAACCACGUGUCCAAUCACAACGCCCAUCUGGAGUUCACGCUUGACUUCCUGAAGAUGGUGUCGGUGCGGCGUAUACGGAGAGGGGAGGAGGUAUUCAACACAUACGGAGAGAUGGCCAACUGGCAGCUGCUGCACAUGUAUGGCUUCGCCGAGCCGUAUCCCAGCAACAGCAACGACACCGCAGACAUACCCAUGUCCAACGUCUACAAAGCGGGCGUUGAAGCCACGAAGAGCAAGGAGGACCAGCGCCUCCUGGUGGACAAGUGGAAUUUGCUGUGUGAGAUGGAGAUGGUCGGGGAGAAGGGUGCGUUCAUCUUCGGCCAAACAGGGGUGCUGACAGUCACAGAACUCUACAACACGCUCAAGGUGCUCGGCAUGCCAGCGGAGGAGUUUGAGGAGUGGAAGGAAAACGAGGGCUGGGAGGAGGUGCAGGAGGAAGAGGAGGAAGAUGAAGAGAAGAUGUCGCGGGCCCUCUCCAUGGAGGCGCUCCCACAGCUCGCCCCUGCCUGGAGGCGGCUGAUCCAGGCCGCCGCCCGCUUCACCCUGGCCUCGUACCGCUCGGACCUCCGGGCUGACCAGGGCCUGCUGGAGGAUGGGGAGGCCCACGCCCGCCUGAGCAGCAGGGAGUGGCGGGCCCUGCAGGUGCGCUACGGGCAGAAGGUGAUCCUGCACAAACUGCUGGAGCUGACCCAGCCUUGACUGCCCCCUACAGGACUGGAGGUGACCGAGCCCUGACUGCCCCCUACAGGCCCAGAGGACAUCUGCACAAACUGUUGGAGCUGGCCAGGAGGUGCCAUAGCAUCCCUUAAUCUGCAAUUAACUAAUAAUUGAACAACCUUAAAAAUGUAUAUAUAUAUGUGGUGGUUUCUGUUGCACAAAUUGCGUGUCAACAGUCAACCAAAGGUUUCAUAGUUUUCAUUUCAUUCUGUGCCUACAAUUUUGUUUUCUUUAAACCACACAUCUUUAUAAAAAGUACAUCACACACUGUGCCCAAUUAACUGCAAACCCCCCCCCAAAAAAAAAAACAAACAGGUUUUGGAAUAAAUUACUGGGAGCAUAAUAGUGUACGAUUAUCAUUUUAGGAUUGCUCUCAGUUAACCUGCACCUCAUGAGAGUUUUGGGUGUUCCUCCUCCCUCCCUGUCAAACAUUCUCUACCCCGCUGGACAAUUUCUAGUGGGAAAGAGGAGUGUCUGGACUCCUGCCAGCCUUCUGCAUACUUGCCUGAAGUGAACCCACAAAAAACAUCUGUUUACCAGCACACCAGUUAUAAAAUGUGUGCAGUGAACUAAACUGCACUAUAUAAGGUUGGGACCCCAUAGUAUUAUUGAAUUUCUCCAUUUGGUUUUCUCCUUCACUGAAAGCAUACUGGCUUUAGGUUGUGCACUUCCAUAGGGUGUAUACCUGAGCAAUCUCCCCCAAUUCUCUCCAGUCAUCUUUAGUUUUAUACAGUUGGGGACAUUUACUCUGCUGUACAUGUAAAAUGCGUUCCGCCAAGAAUUCAAACGUGCCUCCUGGUUUCCCAGCUUCUCCUUCCUAACCACUCACACUACGGCUACUGCGACGCAGACGCUGCCAUUUUGACUCAAGGCAGGAUUUCUAUUGGAUCUGGUGCUGAUGAAAGUGACCUUCACUGUAAAGUGGGUGGAUCUGAAACAUGGACCUUUGUUCCAGGUGUCAAGUGCCUGGGCAUUGGAGUACUGCUUUUUGGGUAGAUUGUAUUACUGUGAUACUUUACAAUUUUUAAAAUAAAAAAAUUUAAUUGAAA
Molecule: messenger RNA, 2620 nt
Organism: Conger conger (European conger)
Lineage: Eukaryota; Metazoa; Chordata; Actinopteri; Anguilliformes; Congridae
Gene: setd6
Product: SET domain containing 6, protein lysine methyltransferase
Exons: 9
Coding region: 165-1553 (462 amino acids)
Biological process (GO): peptidyl-lysine monomethylation
Cellular component (GO): nucleus
Molecular function (GO): protein binding; protein-lysine N-methyltransferase activity
Source: RefSeq, a predicted model, not a curated record